Messenger RNA from Bacillus rossius redtenbacheri, 6007 nucleotides. It is a transcript of the gene Sumo, whose product is annotated as small ubiquitin-related modifier 2. The record is from RefSeq and is a predicted model, not a curated record. NCBI's taxonomy places the organism in Eukaryota, Metazoa, Arthropoda, Insecta, Phasmatodea, Bacillidae. Gene Ontology annotation, molecular function: protein tag activity; ubiquitin-like protein ligase binding. Gene Ontology annotation, biological process: protein sumoylation. The coding region runs from base 455 to 739 and encodes 94 amino acids. Gene Ontology annotation, cellular component: nucleus. The transcript is spliced from 3 exons.
AAUAUAGAGAAGACAAAGCGGAAUGAGCGGUUCUAAAAACUUGAGCUCAUUAAUAACAAUAGAUAAUAAGAUUUUUCUUGUAACAAAAAUUUACUUUUGAAUAGAUCUAAAUGAGAAACUUAGUCCCCAUAUUAAUAAUUUUCUUUUUUGAUUGAAAUUGUAUUUGGGAGGGGAUUUUUUAAAAAGAACAAAAAAAUUUUUUGCAAUAUUUAUUACUGAUAGUUUAAUUCAUGAUUAAUAAAUAGUGGACAUGUUAUGGUAUAAUUUUACUGGCGAGUUUGAGGUCUUGUUACUUUUAUUUGCAUAAUUGGUAACAAAAUUCAAAUUUUCGAUAUUUUUUUUUAUAGUUUGACUGUGCGUCCGCCAUAUCGAAACUAAAACGCUUGUUACUUUGGCAUUUAUUUAAGAAGAAGUGGAAUUGUUUUAAAAGAAUAAGGAUAAACUAAGUGCAGUAAUGGCGGAUGAUAAGAAGGACGUGAAAAGUGUGGAGCCGGAGCACAUAAACUUGAAGGUUUUGGGCCAAGAUAAUGCUAUUGUGCAAUUUAAAAUAAAAAGGCACACACCAUUACGGAAAUUGAUGAACGCCUAUUGUGAUAGAGUUGGCCUCGCGAUGCAGACGAUGCGCUUCAGGUUCGACGGCCAGCCGAUCAACGAGUCGGACACGCCGAUCAGCCUGGAGAUGGAGGAAGGUGACACGAUCGAGGUGUACCAGCAGCAGACGGGCGGCGUCGCGUGUUGAGGAACCCCCCCAGACGCAAACACGCACGCGCGCGCGAGGACUGAACUUUUGCGGCAUUGCUCCAGAACAGUCCUAGCAGCGGGGGUCGUCACAAAGCUCCCACUCUUGAUCGUUUUUAAAAAAGUUCAUUUCGAACUGGUUCUUCCGAAAACAUUUUUUUCUUUUCGGCGGCCGAGCCGUUCAAACUCCGUUACAGUUCGCGCUGAAGUUAACUAAAUGUUACAACCCCCCCCCCCUUUUUCAACUUUCCCCCCAACCGUAAUUUGUUCACACUUUUUUUUUUUACUGUUCUUGCUGAUGAAGGUCUUAACACAACUGUCAGGGAAGGACUGGUUGUUGAAAAGUAUUUUGUGGAAUAUUUGUAUCGUGUAAUGUGUAGGUACUUUAAACUUAAGUUUUAUGUAGUGUUUUUAUGUACAGUACUUCAGUGUGAAAAUAUUUCCUUUACAUAGAUUGGGGAAAUGUGUAGAGCAGUUUUUUUUCAAUAAUUUUUUUAUUUCAUAUGAGUGUGUUGAGAAACUGUGCAUCUUCACAAUGUUAAGCUGGGUUUAUCAACUUUGCAAGAAACGCAAGAGCACAGGGUUGCCCCGAUACGCUAGGAAACAACGUUAGUUUGUAAAACUCUCUAGUAACGAGAUAUCACCGACUUGCAUUCACUAUGCGAUAAGUUUAAUUAGUGAUGCAUGCGGUGCAAAUAAAACACACAAAUUCUGCAUCUUUAAAACUUGUCAGAAUGCUUCUUAAAAUAUAGAAGGUGGAAAUGCAAUAAGUAUAACUCACCAAUGCUCGCAUUGCAUCUUGCGUUAUUGAACUGUUUGUAUGAUUUGCUUUUUUGUGUUCUUGCAUAUCUUGCAUGGAUUAUAAAUCCUACCUUACUUCUCCUCAGAAGAUGAGCUCUUGUUUAUCACCAGAAGCACUUCAUUAUGAGAAGCACCACUAACAUUCAGUAAGUUUUUUGAGAUGCAUUUGGUUACCAGUACAUGUUCUUUCAACUAACUUAAAAAAAAAAAAAUGUACAUUUUGUUAAGCAUUCAUGUUGUCUUUCCAGUUGUAGCAGCUGUACCCAGGUUAUUUGUAAAUCUGAGAUAUAACAAGAUAAGCUUUUACUGAAACAAUAAUGGUUUGUAAAAAAAUCUAUCACCUGUACAAGCCCUUGAAAUUUAGGGGUAAAUUUGAAAAAUACCAAUUAAUAAAAUACAUACAGUAAACUCCCGGUAUAUCGCGCCUCGAUUGAUCGCGGAAUCGGGUAUAUCGCGGGUCAAACCAUGUCCCCCAGUCAGAAAUGAAUAAUAAUAAUGGAAUAAAUGGUUGACAGCCGAUUAGGAUAAUUUUGCGUUGUAACUAACAAACUAAGCAUCGGGCAGAAAAAAGCCUAGGCGUAGAAAAUGUCCGCAGUAAAAUUCUAAACAAGAUAUCUCCGUACAUUAUUCCUCUAUCUUGUAGGGUUUUAAAAUUAUGGUCCAAUCCAGCCCAGUGAUAUUUUCUGAAACACUAGUUCUUAACGUCGCUUUAUCUCACAAAUGAAGCAUCGGACAGGGGACCUGAUAAAGCCCACCGUCCAGCGACAUCCAGCGUGACUCGGCUGGGGAUUGAUGUUGGAUAGGCUUGGUUGUCGGCAAGCGCUGGGUAGGGAGAGGCUAGCCGAGAACAUGGAGAGAGGUAGAGAUUAGAGCGGGCAGAAACACGAGGGGGAGUGGGGGAGGGAAUGUGUUCACGCAGCACACAGGCAGAGCAUGAGUCACUUGACUGAGCAGCGUCCCUGCGUACAAGGCAAAAUCAGGGAGUCCGGUGUUUAAAAUUCCACUCCAGAAUCUUAAUUGGUACUUUACUGGACAUCUGUAUAUAAAUGUUUUGUUACAACUUAAACCUACAGACGUAAUAUUAUUGGGUAAUUCAUUGUAUUAUACAAGUUCAUCUUUUUACUUUGGUAUAAUGUUUUAACAUUAAAUAGUAAAGUAAAUCGGCUAGCGUAUUUUUAAUCUUUGCCCAGGAAUUCCCAGUGGUCCAAUAUUUACGUGAACCAUACUGUACCACUUUUGACGUGAGGUAGUAAACAAGUCCCGGAAAUGUUUAUGUGUAGCGGUCUCCCGACCUUUAAACAGAGGCUGGGGAAUAUAACACUUGCCGAUCCGAGCCACACACACUCAGCAACUCGACACAGCGUUUGGUGAAAUAAGUAAAGACAAAGUUUAACACGGUUUUUAAUACGGCGUCACUGAUUGCGCUAAAAUUAAAUUGGCGCAAUUUUUGUUUCCCACAUGUGACCAUUUAUAAUUUACUGUAAGCAUGGAUAAUAAAGUUUAACCACUUGACACGAUAGACGAUUCUUUAUUUUUUAUUGUACGAAUGCUAGAAUCGUUUUUUCCCUGUAUCUGCGGCCUGCUUCUACAAAAGACAAGCUAUCUGUAAGUAAAUCUAGAAUUUUUAUUUUGUCAAUCAAACUCGGUACUUUGCGAUUCAUAUUCGGUUUGAAGUAUCACGACGGCCUUUCUUUUUAGAAGACUUUGACCACAGACUCGUGUGUAACCGCACACACUGCACUUACUUUGUUACGGACACUGACGAAGCAGAUACUGUGGCUAACAACACGAGACUGGCAGCAGCAGCUUGUGUGCCGCACGUGUGUAUGGCAGCGUGUGGCGCGCUCGUAGGCCGUGCGACAAACUGUGCGCGGCACGCGGAAAAAUAAAAACAAUUCAACAUUUAAUAUUUAUCUUUAAAAUUUAUUAUUUUUAUUUUUUCACCCGUGUUUAGUGAAAACUGCGGAUGCAAAGUCCGCACAAAGGCGGGCCGUCUAUACUGUGCGUGCUUGCCGACCUAUUAGAACACAGGCGGUGUUUUAUGCCUUUUGACCUUGGUCACAUCGAAACAUCGCGGUUAUGCAACAACGCGGGUAAAAGUUAUGUCCCCCGACAACCGCGUUAAAUAGGGAGUGUACUGUAUUUUUUUUUUUUUUGGUAAUGAUGGUGUUGUACUGAACAUUCUGCUUAUAUCAUUUUAAAUUGAGGGUUGAUUUUUUUAUUAUUAUUAUUAUUUUUUUUUUCAUAUUAAAAUUUGCAUGAAGAAGUGUUAUGAGAAAGGACAAGAUUCUGUGGUUUUAUUUUAAGAUCAAUUUCGAUUUUAAAACAGCAGAUUAUGGUGUUACUGUUAAAACUUUUUACAUUGUCUUUAUUCAUAAAAAAUAAUGUACUAUUUAACAAAUAAUAAACUAAAAUAUUUCUUAGUACUUAUUUAUAUUUUCCCAAAUAGUCUUGUUUUGACUGACACAUUCAUGGUGCUCUUUUACAACAAAGUCAUUAGUAAUAACAAUAAACAUGUCUAGAACCUAACUACUCAGAAAGUAUGUCAGCAAAUUUUUGUGUCUUUGAAAACAUCAUUAAUGUAAAUACACAUUAUUAAUAAAAGAUGUGCAAGAUUAAACAAUGUAAUAUUAAUUUUUAUUUUUUUUCAGAACUGUUUAGUUCAUUCAUUUUGGUACAUAAUUAUAGAUAAAAAAAAUACAUCCAAUGAAUUUACCAUACUUAAAUAUUAAGUUGAGUUUUGUCAAAUUGCUGGUUUUCAUAAUUUUAGUUAUAUUUAUGUGCUAAAUGGGGUAUUGAUACGUUUUACGGUGUUAUUUUGGUUUUAUCUCAAUUUACCAUUCAAUCUUGUUCCUAGUUGAGGGUUUGCUGGAAAUUGAGGAAAUUUGGUUCCAAAUAAACAAAAAUGUUUUUAUGUUGUAAAUCUCUUGGUCUCACGGUUUUUGAGGUAAGCAGACAGUGGUUGUGUGUGCUUGUAAUUUGAACACGUUUUGCUGUUGUGCUUAGUUGGUGUCAGCAGUAUCACUUGUAGUUUCAGGGAGUCCACAUUCUGGAAAGUCAGGGAAGUUUUAAUUGAGAAAUUAAAGGAAUUUUCUUGAUAUCCUGGAAGAGUUGUGGAAAUUCCCCAGUGGAAAAUUUAAUGCUCCAAUGUGCCAUUAGCCACACUGUUAAAAAUAAAAAAUAAAAUAUUUUUCAGGUGGUGUUUUAGUUUCACACAAAAAAAAAUUCAAGACCGUUCUGUGGGUAUGUUGGAGGCUGUAGUUUUCUUAUUCCUUUCAGAAAAUCAUAAAAUAGAUCAAUUAUUAAAAAAAAAGAGAGCGAGAAAUUUGAAAUGUUGAUUAUGGUGUCAGGAAAAAAUUUUUGUUGCAGAUUUGUGUAGACACUCUUACUGUCCAUAAAUAUACAGUAAUUAUUAAGGAAACUUCCCUUGCCUAUUUAAACUUUUUGUGCAGUCACCUUGAAAAAAAAACCAAGUUAAUUUAUUUUCCAGUGUGAUUAACGGAUAUUCACAUCACGCACACCACCAUUGCUAUUCACCUUGAAAAACGGUGGCUAUAAGAGUACAAAGAGUACUUUUUACCAUCUGCUGUGGAAUAAUGACUUUAAUGCACGUUUUAUCACAAAAACGGCAGUAGCUGCUAUUUUUUUUAUAUGAUGGGUUUGGCAGCAUUUUCAAUACCUUUGUGUUAUCGAAGCAAGGACUGGUUUUAGUUAAUUAUAUGGCACUCUCAGCUACUGUUUCUCAAGUAUUCUUCCAUAAUAUGUAAAAUAUCACACCAUCGAGUUCACUUUUCUGAUGGGUAAAUACUAUCAUCGACAUUUUUAGUUUGACAGUGGAAUGUUUUACAAUCGUUUCUGCGAAAGAUACUAAUUAUUAUUUUUUUGAUCAAGUGGAAUACUCUGUAUGGCGCAGCAUCUUAUUGCCUCAACAUUUUUUAUUAAAUAAGCACAUUUGUUGAUUGGCUAGACCAGCGGUUUCCAAAAGGGGUUCCGAGGAACCCUGGGAUUUAAUGAGUCGGGACGAAUGUCACAUAAUGCAGGCACAAUUAUUGUCAAAUAACUUUCUUUGACGGGAGUUGGGGCUCUGCCAAAAGAAAAGUCAACCAUAGGGUUCCUUGGCAAAAAAAAAAAAAUUGGGAACUGCUAGGCUAGACUAUAUUUUAGAUUAACCAUAGAUUAUUUCCAUUAUUCAUUCAUUGUAUUCUUAUGUGCGGGGAAUAAAUAACCUGGUGAAGUUGGUACCAAUGUAUUAGAAACAGCUUGUGUAAUGAAUGGGUAACUGAUAUGAAUGUUUUAAGAGCUGCAACUUCAGAUUUAAUAACAGUGUAUUUAUUGAUGGCAGUCAUUUUGUUCAGGGAAAAAAAAUGUUGAUUGACUCAAACUGUUGUAAUAAGUAUAGCUAUUUCUCACAGUUGUGAAUGUACUUUUCACAUAAAAAAUGUGAAUAAAUUGGAGCAUUUGUCUUAAA